GAGUUCUCUUCAAGAAAACGUUCAAUUAUCAGGCAAACCCGUUUUGCAGAGCCGAGAAAUGAAUCGGGAGGUGAAGUUAAUCGAAUAUAUAGAAACUUUUAACGCUUCUUAUGUAGAAGAGCUAACGGUGUCAGACGAUGCCGCAGUGAAAUACGAGAUUCUGCCUGAACCAACAUCCACCAAUGCCUCGGAUUGCGCCUGCAAUGCCCUACUGUCGCCAAUGGAGGAGUUGGAAGACAAGGUUUCCGCUCAGGAGCAGCGCGUCGCGCAACUGGAAGCGUUGGAGCCUAAGGUUUACGCUCAACAGGAAUUGGAGAAACGCAUCGCGUGGCUGGAGGAGCAGCUUUCCUCUCAGCAGGCGAUGUUUUCGACGCCACCAGUCGCGAUGCAUGUGCAAGUUACCACCGUUCCUGCUCCAUCUGACCCGCAGCUCCCUGCUCCAUCCGACCCGCAGCUCGCUGCUUCCAAUUCAGAUGAGCUUCCGCAGCUUCCGGUGCGCUGCCUGGAGCAGCUCAUGAAUUUGGAAGCAGCAUCACCACAAUGCUUCCCACACGUGCUAAAUUACAUGCUGGCCAAAAGAAAACGCGGCCCCAAAUUGAAAGGUGACAAAGUUUUGAAAAAACUAGUUGAUUUCUAUUUUGAACGCCAGUUUUUAAAUACAUGUGUGUGGAAGAAGCAGAGACCCAAAAGACCUAUUGUGUUGUCGAAGUAUACAAACACCUUGCGGGUGCUGUAUAAUGUAACGCAGCAUUACGACGACACCUACGAGUAUAACGAGUUCGAAAGGAAAAUGUCCUUAUACGUCAAACACUCGCAGUUUAGAUCCAAAACCGAACCUCGACGAUGUGUGUAACAAAAACAACCGCACCCCAAAGCACCAACGCAACUCACCCAAAAACUGAGGGUGCCUUCCACAACACGUUAGAUAGAAGAUAGAGAGUUUCUGAUGUGGCUGCAACUUUGACAAUCUCUGAUGCCACAUUCUCGGACUGGCAUGUAAUCUUUGGUAUAACAGGGGAACACAUGGUAAUAUAACAUUGAAUUAUUGAUGGUUUUGCAGUUUGCAGCUGUAUUUUAAACGAGAUUAGCCAAACAUCUCGUAUGGUGGAAACGUGAUCGCGGCCCUUGAUCCUCUAGCAGGAGAUCGAGCAAAAGCAGCAGGUUGGUGAGCGAGUGAUCAUCCCUCGAAGGUUCUCUUCCCUCACCAACACGUCGUAGAAGGGCGAGCUUGCGAACGGAUUAAGCAUGAUUAUUCCGUCCACAAACGCCAGCAAAAUAGGAUCAUCUCGAAGCGCGUUUCAUAGAUUGGAGCAGCAGCCCAUCGUAGAGGACACCCUAAGCAUUUGCGUUUCGCUGCUACUUAGCGACUGCUUUUUUAUGCCGGCGUACUGAUGGUCGCUAGCAGGAUUAUGUUCAGCCGCAACUUAGGACAAACGAUUUACGAGAAACCUUGUUAAGAAAACCUUGUAUUGUUAAGUGCAGCAAUCUGAAGCUAACGACGCGACGAGGAUAAAAUUUUGAUGAUUAUGACGACAAUUAUGAUAACAUAUUUUGCCUAAUGGUGGCUACUAGGGGAACAACGAUAGCAAACAAUGCACACACACACACACCCGAAAGACUAAGAAUUCCUUCUUAGUCAUAUAUAAGAAAAUGCAGUAUGCAUUUACACCGUCUAGUACCAUCAAAAAACAGAAUAGAAAACUAGCAACUUUAUGUUAGUAAUCAGGCACUAUUUUAGGGGACUAAACUAAUACUGUAAAAGUGAGCUGGCUGAAACACUGGACAACCUCAUGUUGUAAUUACUACCUUGUAGUUAGUUAGGAAAAUAGUUCUUUGCUUGGCAUUAUCUUUGCUAAAUAAGUUUCUCUUUCACUGUUGUAAAUAUUGUUCAGUUUUCUUAAUAAAAUAAUUAUUGGAU
Molecule: messenger RNA, 1918 nt
Organism: Anopheles cruzii
Lineage: Eukaryota; Metazoa; Arthropoda; Insecta; Diptera; Culicidae
Exons: 2
Coding region: 59-853 (264 amino acids)
Source: RefSeq, a predicted model, not a curated record